Aethina tumida (small hive beetle) is the source of this 1397-nucleotide messenger RNA. It is a transcript of the gene ProRS-m, whose product is annotated as probable proline--tRNA ligase, mitochondrial. Gene Ontology annotation, cellular component: mitochondrion; cytoplasm. The record is from RefSeq and is a predicted model, not a curated record. The coding region runs from base 70 to 1392 and encodes 440 amino acids. Gene Ontology annotation, biological process: prolyl-tRNA aminoacylation. Lineage: Eukaryota; Metazoa; Arthropoda; Insecta; Coleoptera; Nitidulidae. The transcript is spliced from 7 exons. Gene Ontology annotation, molecular function: ATP binding; proline-tRNA ligase activity.
GUUCUGUGCAACUUUUGAACAAGUCUAACCUAUUAUACCAGAGAUAAUAAUAAAUAAUAUAGAUAUAAAAUGAUGAAAACUAAACAUUUAAAGAACUAUUUAUCAAAAAUAUUUCAGCCCAUUACGGCUGUACAAAAAGAGGCAAAUUUAUCUAAACAAGAAAUAACAUCAAAAAGCCAAAGAUUAAUGUUAGAACUGGGUAUAAUUCAACAAGCUAAUCCAGGUUGUUUCCACCUGUUACCACUGGGACUUAGAUCACUCGACAAAUUAAUAAAGCUAAUAGACCAGGAGCUGCAGAACAUUGGUGGGCAAAAAUUAAUUCUUCCAACACUAGUGAAUAAAUCUUUAUGGAAAACUACAGGUAGACUAAAUGAAAAUCAAUCAGAGUUAUUUCAAUUAAAUGACCGGCAUCACCAUGAGUAUUUGUUAUGUCCUACUCAGGAAGAAACAAUAACAUCUUUACUGGCUAUGAAUGCACCAAUAACUUACAAGCAGUUUCCAUUACUUUUGUAUCAAAUCACAAGUAAGUUUAGGGAUGAAAUCAAACCAAGAUUUGGACUGAUGAGGGGCAGGGAAUUUAUAAUGAAGGAUAUGUAUAGUUUUGAUAUUAAUGAGGACUGUGCAAAAACCACAUAUGAAAUAGUCAAUGAAAGUUAUGAAAAAAUCCUUAAAAAAAUUGGUUUAAAUUAUGUAAAAGUGUUGGGUUCAUCAGGAAGCAUUGGGGGCAGUUUAUCACAUGAAUAUCACCUUAAAUCUGACAUAGGAGAGGACAAAUUAUUAAGUUGCUCCAAAUGUGAUUAUUCCGCCAACAUUGACUUAUCUGGGAAAGAUUCAUGCCAAAAUUGCAAUAGUACUGAUGUUGCAUUAACAUCAGGGAUAGAAAUAGCACAUACAUUUCUUCUUGGUGAUAAAUAUUCAAAGCCACUGAAAGCUAAAUAUUUGAAUAAAAAUGGAAAACCUGAACUGCUACAAAUGGGGUGUUAUGGAAUAGGUGUUAGCAGAUUGUUGUCAGCUUCAAUUGAAGUUCUCUCAACAGAGAGUGAAAUGAGAUGGCCUGAUAUUAUAGCACCAUUCAAUGUUGUCAUUAUACCUCCCAAAAGUGGCAGUAACGAAGAGACAUUAACAAAAGAUUUGGCGGAAAAACUAUAUGACAGUAUUGAAGAGAUCCCAAAUUUCGAAAAUAAUGUUUUAAUAGAUGACAGGACUUCUUAUACAAUAGGAAGAAGGUUUUUGGAUGGAAAACGAGUGGGAUAUAGAUAUGUAAUAGUCAUUGGAAAAAAGUCAACUGAAGCAACACCAUUAUUUGAACUUAAUGAUUUAAAACAAGAAAAACAAAUGUAUUUAAGUACAAAUGAAUUGUUAACUUAUCUUAAAGAGAAUACAAUAUUGUAAAGAAA